GCCAUCUAGACCGCUGCUCACUCAAGGUGCCUACUAGUAGUCUCUACUAGAAUUCGUACCCUCUCACCCGCUCUUAUCUCUUCCCUGUUGUUUUCCCUUCGUCCCUACUCCGUCUUUCCCUUUUUGUCUCCUGCCGGUCUUUUUUUGCGAUUGUUUCUUGUUCAUCAUCGUCUUUUUUACGUCCAUUUCCAGCUGCUACACGCCACGGAGAUUAUCGACAUUCAUUUUUGCUUAUCCUAGCCGUUGGCCGCCAUUCGUUAAGGGAAUCAGUCCUUGUUCACUCAUUCAUGAAAAGUGUAUCUCGGCGUUGAUUUCGUUGUUCCUUACCAGCUACUUUAUUAACUACUUUUGGGCUCUCUAUAUUUACGACUGAUUAUCUAUUUACUGGUUGAUUAGCUGCCUCAUUCAACCUGUAUCUCCCAUGCUUCACGUGUAUGAAUAUUCAGGGGCUGCUGCUGUUCAUUCACUUGAGCUUUAAUAGCAUAUGAAAGGUGUUGGAAGAUAGCGCUGCCUCUCUACCCGUACCUUUUCUGCCUGUUUGUUGCCCAGAUCGCACUUCCUGGGGCUUGGUGCGACCAUGCAUUAUCACCAACGACAUCAAGCUCACCAUGACAUCCAUAUGGUAAUUCGAUCUCCCCCACGUCGCCCAGAUAUCAUACCUAGCCAUCGACUGCCAUUUUUGGUACCCGAAACUUCGACGAUUGUGAAAAGGGAUUCCGACCCCAGCCAAUCCUGCUCGGCCGGAGACAGCUCAAGUAAAUGCGAGAAACCCACUAGCACAACCUCAACCACUACUUUACCCGUUGUGUUAGGAGCAGUGGUACCGAUUCUUUGUGCCGUAAUCGUUUUAAUUUAUCUUCAUCGGAGGAAUGUGAGGAAGCUCCGAAACGAAGAUGCCAAUGAUAAGCAUAAAUCCCUCGAUUUCGGCUUGGACCUAGAGCCAACGGGAGGGGGAAGAGCCAUGCGGCAGACUGAGAAAACUAACGGAAAUCAUAACCACAACAAAGGGAUUUCCUUGGAUAUUGGACCGAGUCCUUACCUGCUCCCCCCAAGCCUGCACGGUUCCCGGGAUUCCUUGCAUUCCCUAUCCAGAUCCAUAGGUGGUGAUGAUAAGUACCGGCACGCGACUUCAUUUUUGGGUGGUGACAAUGUAUCUGUCAGAUCGCAUUCAAGAGGGGUCCAAGAUGACGCGUCAAGCUUUACAGGCUCAACUAGCAAGGUCGCUCUCGGUGAUGAUAUGAAACAGGGUCUAUUGCGAAACGCUCAAAGGAUGUCGCGAUCAAGUCCACCUUUAUAUACGUCUCCUAGCGAAAAUAGCGCACCAAGGCAAAUUGAUCAUGAUACACAACCGGAUCACGGCUUUCAAUUCGAGUUGCCCAGAAGCCCUAGCCCAGUUCUCAUCCCGGGAGCUCCUAGUAUCAAAGAACCGAUCGUUUCCGUGAAUAGCGUCAGUAAUGAUACUGGGAAGUCUCCAAAGGACGACCAUAGUCUUCCAGAAGAACGUCUCAACCCUGCUUUACCAGAUGCUAUGGUGACCCCUAGAAUUUCACUUCCUUUAAGCGAUGCGGCGAGCAACUAUGACAAUAGAAAUUCCGACACUACCAUACCGGCUGUGAACGUUCAAAUGGAGAGCAGCCCAGACCAAGACAACAAGGACCCUGGCCACCCAGCUAUCUCUCAUACAUUACGGGGGACUUCACAAGCACAAGACUUGGCCGUUGAUCCUCGUCGUGAUACCCGUCGGUUGACACUCGGUCUGCGUCCUUUGCCGCCAGAGGAUCCUUCAGACAACCCGGAGCAGCGUGCCAACCGUAUCCGAUCUUUUUACAAGGAGUAUUUUGAUGAAAACAAGAAUGGCAGGGAGACUUACUAUGGUCCAGAUUUAUAUCAGGACGGUGGCUAUAUUUAUGAUCCCGCCACCGGGGACUAUUAUGACGGUAUUCCGGCACCGUUUGCUGAGCCAGUAAAUCGUCGAGCUAUGACUCCUCCACCCCGUGCGCCUCCGCGCUUCCAGGGAGCAGGCGGACAUUUGCCUUCAGGCUCUAUCGGCGGCUUCAGCGAUCGGUUCAACUCUCCAGGCCCGCGUGCCUUCUCGUCAGCUUCUGGCAGACUUCCAGGUGCUCCGAAAUCCCGCAAACCUGCACCUCCACCGGCUCCACUUCAGAUUCUUCCCACUCCUCAUAUGUUGAAGGAUGAUUCCAUAAUGGGAGCUAUUGACUACGCGCCGGGAAAAAGUUAUAAAGAUCAGAGAGAAGGCCGCCCAGGGACUCCUCUUGGGGGAUUGCAACCGUUCAGCCCGACAAUGCGAGCCCACACUCCUCUCGUCUCAGCUUUUAAUGAACUUGCUGCCAUGCCAAGCCCGCAUGCAUUGCGAAAGUCGGGAACAUACGAUAACCUUGACUUUGCUCCUCCACCUCGCUUCAAGAACCUUGAAACUGCGAGUGACUCCGGAAGUAUUCGCAGCAACCGAACUGGUAUCUCGACGACCCAUCUACAGAACAUACGCACUGGUGCGUACCGUGUCAGCCGCCUCCCCCCCGAAACUGUGGGUACCAAGGACGACCUGAUAUCUAACCUUCGUCCAACAUGGGACAUGCGGAAGUAAACAUAGAUUGAGUCAAUUCUUCAAUUUCUGGUUUUUCGUAAUCCAUUUCCCACAGUUUUGAGGUGACUUCAAACACUAUGUUACGAUCUAUCACUUGCCUUUGUCUCAUACGUCGGUCCUUUUUAAGAGGACUGUGUCAAUUAGCAAACCAUUUGACGUCGGUGGCGUACAUAACAUAUAAGGGAUUUGUUAUUCUUCAGUUAUCUUUCUAUCUUAAUUCUUCUUCUGAGCGUCGGGCUUCCGUGGCUAUGUUUCUAUAGUUCACACUUACAAAUAUUGUUCGUUUCGAAAGCAACAACUCAAUAGAGGGGACCUGGUCUUGAUAUCUUCUGAUGUCCUGGGUUAUUGAUAGACAAUUAGUGUUCUCAAUUUAAGGUGCCGAUAAACUAUGAUUGGUAUAUUGUCUCUUCCCCCUCCCUCCAUUAUCGUCUUUUUUUCGUGUGUUCCUCUGAACUAUUCUGUCUGGUGUGGGAUGAGUAUGAUAUAUCUACUCCGCGUAUAGCACAGAUUUAGAUAGGCAGAAAGCAAUAGUCA
This is a messenger RNA of Aspergillus alliaceus, 3139 nucleotides long. RefSeq lists its product as uncharacterized. NCBI's taxonomy places the organism in Eukaryota, Fungi, Ascomycota, Eurotiomycetes, Eurotiales, Aspergillaceae. The transcript has 3 exons. The record is from RefSeq and is a predicted model, not a curated record. The coding region runs from base 578 to 2605 and encodes 675 amino acids.